Molecule: messenger RNA, 1633 nt
Organism: Gadus macrocephalus (Pacific cod)
Lineage: Eukaryota; Metazoa; Chordata; Actinopteri; Gadiformes; Gadidae
Exons: 7
Coding region: 707-1633 (308 amino acids)
Source: RefSeq, a predicted model, not a curated record
GAUUGAGACCACGAUGGAACCAUUGGCAGCCAGCCGUUUAUUCUGGUGGAAUAUUUAACAUGGGAAAUGCUCUUUGAGAACCCUCACAAUGGCAGCCUCUCCCAGCCGGGGUAUACGUAGACUAGCCAUUUACAUGGAAAUAAAUAUCACAUUAAACAAAUUAAUAUUUGAAUGGGCGUUUGGUGACAUACCUGGUGGAAUAGUUAACAUGGGAAAUGCUCUUUGAGAACCCUCACAAUGGCAGCCUAACAUGAGAGAAAGACAAGCUGAAGUACACAUUCUUGGCGCAGUCCACGCUAGCUAAGUAGCUACGACCAAAGCACAUGGUAGCCAAGCUAGCGAUCCUAAGCCUAAAGUCCAUUUAAAUGUAAUAACCGAUUCCAAGGAACACAAUAUAUAUAUGUACAAGCAACCAAGUAUUAAUACAGUAUUAUGUACAUUUAGACUCCCGUAAUACAUCGCCAAAGUGUGGAUUCAUAUUUAACUGCUCUGACUACCUACCUCUCCCAGCCGGGGUAUACGUAGACUGAGGAGAGGAGGCAGCAACGUACAAUACAACCCCCGCAUUCCGCUAGGGGGAGCUCUAGCACUCCAACCAAGGCUCCCACUACCACAGCCAGCGCAAGGAUCUCGCUGGCAAUGGCAAGUGGGAAGCAUUAACCCUGCUACACAUGACAAAUAAUUUUUCUUUCUUUCUACAUUAAGGAUGAGUUUUCAUCUCAUUAAGUUUGCCGACGGGGACAUUGCUGUGGUCCCGGAAAAUUGGUGUGAUGACGGGAUGGUGUACUGGCCAAAAUAUAAAAACACCGAACGUGCCAAAAGGGCAGCGGCCAACAGUGAGACACCAGAGUCAAACUGGCCAAAAUAUGACAUCAUGGUCAUCAGAACUUGUGACAACUACAAAGAUGCCUGUAGGCUAAUGGAGAAGUACCAGACGGGCUGCAACACCACUGAUCUUCAGUCUGAGGCAGAGGAGGAGUGUGGGCUGCCAGAUAAACGACCAAGGAAGGCAGUGCAUCACUUUGGGGACUCUGAUGAGAGUGAAGAUGGUGGCCAAUUGCACUGGCAGACUCCAACAUCUCGCCGAGGGCCAGGCAGCAGCAGCAGAGUCUCUCCUCGACUUGAGGAAAACUGUCUAGCACCUCACCAUGGGGCAGGACCGCAACAACCGUUGCCAAAACAACUCCGGAGAGUUACUCAAGGAACGGCAGUCCCUCCUCUUCUCCCUCCACCCCCUCCACCCCCGACAUCAACCCUGAGCCUGCGGCCAACAGAGGAGCCUUCUUCAAUCCCCGCCAUCGGACCAACAUGGCGAGGGGGAAGAAUGAAUGAGUCCAUUCCCUGCUCUGUGGCUGAAGUCCACAUCCUCAACCUGCUGGAGACGAUUAAAACGCAGCAAGACCAGCUUGUGGCAAAGGUCAACUACCUCUGCAGCAGGAUGAACAGCACCCCGGGGCCAGAAGUUGAGAUGCCUGAUAAUAUUAAUCUCCCGUUGGAACACCUGGAGGCAGUGGAGGCAUUUGAGGUGUUUUUAAAAGAACCCUCAAACCACCCAGCUCGACAGAGAAUAGUGAGUCUUCUUAAUAUGAAUGGUCCAUGCUAUAAUGCUAUUAGGUAUAUUGAUUGUCCAUGA